Messenger RNA from Lotus japonicus, 381 nucleotides. RefSeq lists its product as uncharacterized. The transcript has a single exon. The record is from RefSeq and is a predicted model, not a curated record. NCBI's taxonomy places the organism in Eukaryota, Viridiplantae, Streptophyta, Magnoliopsida, Fabales, Fabaceae. Bases 1 to 381 code for a protein of 126 amino acids.
AUGGAUCGUAGUUGGAUGAGAGCUAAUCGAUUAAGUGAUGAGUUUGAUAAUGGAGUGGUUGAAUUUCUAGAAUUUGUUGAAAAGAAUCUUCCGAACAAUAAGGGAGUUUUUCCAUGUCCUUGUGUUUCUUGUGGGAACCGGGACCCAAAACUUACUAAGGAUGAAAUAAGGGACCAUCUAGCUUGGAGAGGGAUUUGUCAAAAUUAUACACAAUGGAUAUGGCAUGGUGAAGUAGUAAUGCCAAGUGUAUCACAAAGAGAGAAAGUAUGUGUAGAUAUGGAUGAUCGGCUGGAAGACAUGAUACAUGAUAUUGGAGAAGAAUCAUUUAAGAGAGCGCAUGUGUAUGAUACUUUAUGUAAAGACAAGGAAGAACCUUUGUAA